GGUCACACUGCGUCGGGGGUGAAGCCAAGUCCACGAAAAAGUGAAUAAAAAGCGAAAAAUGUCAAAUAGCGUAUGAAAUAGUCAUGCAAGAGACCAAUAGUGACAAUGUGCCGCACAACUAGCCUUAGAUAAAGCUCUAAAUCGCCUAUAGGCCAUGCACUGCGCCCUGCAUACCUGCGUAUGAAAAACCUGCUGCCGCCGUAAUUACAGUUAGACACUAAAAUAGCUGCACGGCCAGGUUGCAAGGUGAUUUGGGGCACGUAUCUUCGCGAGCAGGAGAUUCGGAAUCGGGCAUAGCCCUCGCACGCUAGCCCAAUUGCAAUGGAAAACGAAUCCGUCAAGUCGGAACACAGUGGACGCUCCAGACGCUCGCGGAAUCACAACAACAACGGCGGAGGGGGUGGCGGCGGAGUUGGUGGCGGCAGUGGCGGAGGAGGCAGUGUCAACAACGGCUACCACAGGGAGCGGGACCGCUCCAGACAUUCCCACCGCAGCACACACUCCUCGAAGUCGGGCAAGGGAUUUCAACGGGGCGACAUGGCACCGUACCAGACCAGCGUUAAUAUGACAGGAGACGGCAGCCACGAUGGCCAGGAAGUCAUCGAGGUGCAAAUCCUUCCGCAGGACGAGAACUGGGGCGAAAACACUACUGCCGUCACGGGAAAUACCUCGGAGCAAAGCAUCUCCAUGGAGGACAUCAACAACAUGUGGCAUCGUGAGAGCGACAAGGGCUUUGGGUUUGCCUGCCGCCGAUACGUGGAAUCUAGCUUCUACUUCCUUCUGGGAUGCGGAGCGUUUUUCUCGCCCGUAGCAAUGGUGGUGAUGCCGUAUGUGGGCUUCUUUCCGUCGGCCUUCGAUCAUCCGGAAAUAACGCAAACUGUGCGCACCCAGCUGCUGGCCUGCAGUGAGCAGUGCAAGGGCCAACUGGUCUCGUUGGCCGCCCGGCUGCUGCUCCUGGCCAUCGGCCUGUGGGCGGUGUUCAUGCGACGUACAUCGGCCACCAUGCCACGGAUUUUUCUGUAUCGCGCACUCGUCCUCCUUCUCGUCACCAUCUGCACGUUUGCUUACUGGCUCUUCUACAUCGUGCAGGUCACAAACGGGGCCAAGAUCGUUGUGGAGACGGGCGGCGAUGCCGUGGACUACAAGUCACUGGUGGGCUAUGCCACCAAUUUUGUGGACACUUUGCUAUUUAUUCACUAUGUGGCCGUGGUGUUACUGGAGCUGCGACACCAGCAGCCGUGCUACUACAUCAAGAUCAUUCGCUCCCCGGACGGCGUUUCGCGCUCCUACAUGCUGGGUCAGCUGAGCAUCCAACGGGCGGCAGUGUGGGUGCUACAGCACUACUACGUGGAUUUCCCCAUCUUUAACCCUUACCUGGAGCGCAUCCCAAUAUCGGUCUCCAAAUCGCAGCGAAACAAAAUAUCGAACAGUUUCAAGUACUACGAAGUGGAUGGGGUGAGCAAUUCGCAACAGCAAAGCCAGAGUCGAGCCGUUCUAGCAGCCAAUGCCCGACGCCGAGACUCCUCGCAUAACGAGCGCUUUUACGAAGAGCACGAGUACGAACGUCGUGUGAAGAAACGGCGUGCCCGUCUUAUAACCGCCGCCGAGGAGGCCUUCACCCACAUCAAACGCAUUCAUAACGAACCGGCUCCGGCAUUGCCGCUCGAUCCGCAGGAGGCUGCCUCGGCGGUUUUUCCCUCGAUGGCCAGAGCGCUACAAAAAUACUUACGGGUCACGCGUCAGCAGCCUCGCCAUACCUUUGAGAGCAUACUGAAGCAUCUGGCGCACUGCCUAAAGCAUGAUCUGUCGCCCCGCGCCUUCUUGGAACCCUACUUGAUCGAGUCUCCGGUGAUGCAGAGCGAGAAGGAGCGACGCUGGGUGCAGUCUUGGUCCCUGAUCUGCGACGAGAUCGUCUCUCGCCCAAUCGGCAAUGAAUGCACUUUCCAGUUAAUUCAGAACGAUGUCUCCCUAAUGGUCACCGUACACAAGCUGCCACACUUCAACCUGGCCGAGGAGGUCGUGGAUCCCAAAAGCAACAAAUUUGUUCUUAAGUUGAACUCCGAGACAUCCGUAUGACACCAGCACAACGCCCCUCCGAUCAACACGCCCACUCACAGCAACCAGACGCAAUCGUCCUACUUGCAUGUGUUUGUCUAAUAAUCCCAGCUACUAAUUCAUUCACCCAUUUUCUUUACUUUAGCCUGAUUGAUGACUUGUGAGAAACUGCCAUCAGGGUAAUUGAAUUUAUUUUUAUACGCCUGAAACACCAUAACCAAUCAAACAAAGCAAUCAAAAUUUCUUAUCUAGAGGAGCAUUUUUAGAUCGAUCAAAUCCUUGAAUUUAAAGAAACAAACAAACAUGGAAUGUUAGAAUGGAAAAGUUUUUGUGAGAACAAAAUGUCUAGGCAGGCCCCAGCAGCUAAACUUUGAUCUUGUAACAAAUGAUUAGAUGAGAAGACAACGUACUUAUCAGCGCUGAACUUGAACUUAUGACUCGAAUAUCAAGAAACAAUGCUCAAAAGCCCAGUGUAUCAUCCUAAACCGACGCGAACAUAUCACACCCUUUGAUAAGCAAAAAUGACUUACAAGUUCCCAAAGUAUUAAUUAUAAGAAUGAUGGUUUGGCUUGCCGAACCGCGAUCUUCAGAUAUCAACUCUUAAAUGCAGCUCUUGUAUACACGAUUUUUAUUUUAGGAAACAUGUUUAGUGUAAAGUUGGACUUACUCGUCGCGGAAUAUCUAAAGUUUUACGCGAUAUCUGUGACGCGUAAGCCCGAUCGCUAGCCUUAAGAUGGAAUGGAGUGAGCCAAGGCAAGCCCAUGGAAUUUUAGCUAGGACUCGGACUUGCGUCGAAAGUGCAUUGGCCACUUUUGACGCGACUUAAUAAGAUUUUAAAUACGCACAUUUUAAGCCGAAACCGAAAGGUCCUAACUCUUCUGCCACAAAGUUGAGAAACGACGUAACAACUAUAACUCGAAUGCAACUGAUGACAAAUACAUAAUAUAAGCGAAGACUGCCUGAAUAUGCAUUUUAUACACACAAAUUGCCAACAGCCACUAGCAGGUGUAUGUACUAACCUGUGCAUAGCAACCACAUAUAUACAAAAACUCGUGUAUUUUUAGAGACGAAAUUAUAGUGAUAAGGACCCGAAUUCGUAUUCGAACAUGUGUACGUUCCAGUGAACCCAAUCUAUACAUACAUAUAUGAUAUAUACCUAUUUACAAAACUACUUAGAAACGUUUGCUUGAGGUUUGAUUUCAUUUUCGUUUUCUAGCUAAAUGUCUUCUGUCGAAGCUCUUUUAUAUUGCAAUUAUCUAGCAAUUACUUAAAGCAAUUGGAAAGCCAACCUAAGCACACAUACCAUUUAUACAUACAUUUACUCUCAAACUGUAACUGUUGUAAUUGUAACUAGCCUAUAAAAACCACAUGCCCUAAAUAAAUCAAAACCACUUCUUUAACAGCUUUAAA
This is a messenger RNA of Drosophila sechellia, 3465 nucleotides long. It is a transcript of the gene Vang, whose product is annotated as Strabismus domain-containing protein Vang. Gene Ontology annotation, biological process: multicellular organism development. The record is from RefSeq and is a predicted model, not a curated record. The transcript has 2 exons. Lineage: Eukaryota; Metazoa; Arthropoda; Insecta; Diptera; Drosophilidae. Gene Ontology annotation, cellular component: membrane. Bases 322 to 2076 code for a protein of 584 amino acids.